Chondrus crispus (carragheen) is the source of this 453-nucleotide messenger RNA. RefSeq lists its product as hypothetical. Lineage: Eukaryota; Rhodophyta; Florideophyceae; Gigartinales; Gigartinaceae. The record is from RefSeq and is a predicted model, not a curated record. The transcript has a single exon. Bases 1 to 453 code for a protein of 150 amino acids.
AUGCCAUCUCCCAACUACGCCCCGCAGAACGCCAUCCUGAAGAUGCAACGCGCGCUCUCCCCCACCGCUUUGCGCGCGAGCGCACGCCUUCUCCGAGUCCGUCACGGCUCAUCCGGGGGCGCUCCCACGCAGCUCAGCGCGCAAUGGGCAGCAAAAGUGCGUUCGGAGUCAAACAUCUUGACACCAGACGACCCGCCGAGCGCGCCGCUGCCGGAGACGCACGAGCUCGGGGAGGGCCAAGCCGAUUUUUGUAACUUUGUGGACAAGUACGAGGACGUCUCGACGUUACAGGCGGUCACGGGGCUGGGUUCUAUGCUGCUGUUCACCUUCGGCGUGUACAAAUACGCUACUAAGCAGGCAAGGGAGAGCACCCCCCUGUUCACGAGGAGGGAGUUCCCGCACGUGCAGGAGGAUUUUCCAACUUGGGCGCGCUCUGAUGAGGUGCGUAGAUGA